Molecule: messenger RNA, 1369 nt
Organism: Fusarium oxysporum Fo47
Lineage: Eukaryota; Fungi; Ascomycota; Sordariomycetes; Hypocreales; Nectriaceae
Product: peptidase S8/S53 domain-containing protein
Exons: 2
Coding region: 1-1332 (443 amino acids)
Biological process (GO): proteolysis
Molecular function (GO): serine-type endopeptidase activity
Source: RefSeq, a predicted model, not a curated record
AUGGUUCAACUUAAGAGUUUCGCAGCUAUUGCUACCACCCUCCUUGGCUGUUGUCUAACAGCACCUACAACUCCUUCUGGCGUCGACAGCACAAUCCCUGGCAGCUACAUCAUUACCCUCAAGUCUGAGAUCAAGGCCACAGCAGUUAAGGCUCAUAUAAAAUGGGUUGACGGCGUUCACAAGCGAAGUCUCGAGAAGCGUGAUGGCGACAAUGGCGUCGAGAAGACAUUUGAGACCGAGGCUGGUUUUCACGGAUACUCUGGUACAUUCGACGACGAGACGGUAAAGCACAUUAAGAAGAGCCCCGAGGUCGUCCGUGUUGAGCCUGAUCGUAGAGUCAAGUUAACAUGGAACGCUCUCAAGCGUCAAGAACAACCCGUGGAACCAGCACCACCAGCAGAAACGACAAGUCAAGAAGGCGAGGACACUGAAGAUGAGGAUGAGGAUGAUCAGCUUGAGAAGAGAAGCGAAAUCAACCAAAAGACAAGUACAUGGGGCCUCGGAACCAUCUCACACCGCAACAAGGGCUUCCAGAACUAUCUCUACCACAAGCAAAGCGGUUCUGACUCGUUUGCCUACCUUGUUGAUAGCGGUGUCCGUACCACCCAUAAGGAGUUCCAAGGCCGGGCCAAGAAUGGCUGGACAGCCUUCCGAAAAGAUUAUGUUGACCGACUGGGUCAUGGUACUCAUGUUGCUGGAACCAUUGCUGGAAAGACCUUCGGAGUCGCUAAGAAGGCCAAGGUCAUUUCUGUCAAAGUCUUUCAGGGCGACUCUGCAGAUCUUUCCGUCAUUCUCAACGGUAUUGAGUGGGCCGUCAACGAUAUCAUCAAGAAGAACAGACAAGAGUUCUCAGUGAUCAACCUCUCUCUUGGUAUCGAUGGUGUAUCUGGGGCGCUCAACGACAUUAUCAAGAAUGCCGCCAAGUCCGGAGUCAUCUUUGUAGUCGCCGCCGGAAACCAAGGAACAGAUGCCAAGACGAAAUCUCCAGCUUCAGCUCCUCAGGCCAUUACUGUUGGAGCCAUUGACAAGAACUGGAGAAUCUCCAGCUGGUCCAACUACGGCAGCUCUGUAGAUAUGAUGGCCCCAGGUGUCAAUGUAGUUUCUGCCUCGUGGCUCAGCGACAACGGCACCUACAUUGAGAGCGGCACCUCAAUGGCCACUCCUCACGUUUCUGGUCUUGUGCUGUACGCGCAGUCCGUGUAUGGCAUAACCGGCGUUGCUUCCACAACCAAAUACAUCAAGAAGUACGCCACCACCAAUAAGAUCGUCGGUAGCCGCCGAGGCUCACCAAACCGGAUCGCCAACAACAACAACUUUGCUCAAAGCAGAUGAUUCUCGAUUUGCUUAGCCGGAGUUCGACUAAAAUAAG